Molecule: messenger RNA, 4044 nt
Organism: Euleptes europaea (tarantolino)
Lineage: Eukaryota; Metazoa; Chordata; Lepidosauria; Squamata; Sphaerodactylidae
Gene: TDRD9
Product: tudor domain containing 9
Exons: 36
Coding region: 1-4044 (1347 amino acids)
Cellular component (GO): intracellular anatomical structure
Molecular function (GO): ATP binding; RNA binding
Source: RefSeq, a predicted model, not a curated record
AUGUCCAAAACGGAUGAGCAUUCGCUUUGCGUGCUCUGCCUGGAAAUCCUGUACAACAACGCGGUGCUCAUCCAGACAGACAACACCACCGCGAUGUUUUAUUUAAACAGACAAGGGGAUGCCAUUUCCCCAUCCGAAGACCUCAAACUAAGGACGGAGCAAAUGAUUAGGAUUGCGGAAGCCCUGGACAUCAACAUCUCCACAGCUGAUAACAGGCCAAAGGACAAGAUCCUCAGUCGCCUAUACCCUGACUCCCCAGCUCCACUUCAGCCAUCCAAAAAUGAAUCCGACGCCGCGGCUUGCAGACCAGAUGACAAUUACACAUACCCCAGUUUGCCCAUUUCAAAGUACAAGGAAGAGAUAAUUUCCUUGAUUGAAAACAACUCUGUGGUAAUUGUGCGCGGAUCGACCGGUAGUGGCAAAAGCACUCAGCUUCCUCAGUAUGUCUUGGAUCGCUGUGGGGAGCGCGCUGUCUACUGCAAUAUUGUCGUUACUCAGCCCAGGAAAAUUGGGGCCAGUAGUAUUGCGAAGUGGAUCGGCAAACAGCGGUCAUGGCCUCUGGGGGAACUUUUGGGAUACCAGGUUGGUUUAGAAAGAGUGGCGUCGAAUGACACAAGAUUGAUUUAUAUGACAACUGGAGUUCUCCUUCGGAAAAUAGUUGCGGCCAAAAGCCUUUCGGAGUUCACUCACAUCUUCAUAGAUGAAGUGCACGAGCGCACGGAAGAGAUGGAUUUCUUGCUGCUAGUGGUUCGAAAGCUGUUGCGCACCAAUUCACGAUUCGUGAAGGUGAUUCUGAUGUCUGCAACCAUCAACUGCCAAGAAUUUGCCAACUACUUUGCAGUUCCAGUUCGCAACAAACUAUGUCCUGCCUAUGUGUUUGAAGUGGAAGGCAAGCCCCAUGCGAUUGAGGAAUACUACCUUGACGACUUGAAGCCGAUUUUCAGUCACAUCAGGAUUCCCCAGCUGGUUGUCGAAGAACCAGUGAUCCCUGCAGAGAUGUACAAAGCUGCAAUCACCCUGAUCCAAUGGAUCGAUGAGCUGGAAAUGAGGGAGAGUGGGAUGGAAAAACGUUGUUUGGAUCUUAUGUCGGAGCGCGGCAGUGUGUUGGUGUUCUUACCAGGUUUGGCAGAAAUAAACUACAUGCAUGAACUGCUUACAGAUAUGGUCCAUAAAAGGUUACAAGUAUAUCCGCUCCAUUCCAGUGUCACUCUGGAAGAACAGAAUAACGUGUUUUUGGCUCCGGUUCCUGGUUACCGGAAAAUCCUUCUGUCUACAAACAUAGCUGAGAGCUCUGUAACUGUUCCAGAUAUAAAGUAUGUCAUCGAUUUCUGUCUAACCAGAACGCUGGUUUGUGAUGAAGACACCAACUAUCAAAGCCUGCGGCUGUGCUGGAGUUCUAAAAACAGUUGUAAUCAGAGGAGAGGUCGUGCCGGUCGUGUUUCAGAAGGAUACUGCUAUAGGCUAGUAUCUAAAGACUUCUGGGCAAACUACAUACCUGAGAGCUCCGUUCCCGAGAUAUUGCGCUGUCCAUUGGAGAGUACCGUGCUGAAGGUAAAGCUGCUUGAGAUGGGCGAGCCCAGAGCUUUGCUGGCGACAGCCCUUUCUCCCCCCAACAUCAGCGAUAUCGAACGCACCAUUCUGCUGCUGAAGGAGAUAGGAGCGCUUGCGAUUGCUGUAGAUUCUGACGACGCAAAUCCUUACGAUGGCGAACUGACCUUCCUGGGAAAGGUGUUGGCGAAUUUACCUGUAGACCAGCACCUUGGCAAACUAAUAGUCCUCGGCAAUGUCUUUGGAUGUCUGGAAGAAUGUCUCAUAAUAGCUGCAGCCCUUUCCUUGAAGAACUUCUUUGCGAUACCUUUCAGACAACAUCUUGAUGGAUACAGGAAUAAACUGCAUUUUUCUGGGAACAGCAAGAGUGAUUGCAUCGUGCUGGUUAUGGCAUUUAAGGAGUGGCAGGAAAGCAAGCAAAAAGGAAAGCUCAGACAUCCCAAGGUGGCUGAAUUGUACGAGGAGUUGAAAAAGCGAGUCAGCCAAUUCAACAUGCACGUUAGCCAGCAGCCCCCCGCCAUGGAUCGUGACUAUGUGUAUAAGCAGCGCUUCAUUUUGCAGGUCGUGUUGGCUGGGGCUUUCUAUCCAAAUUACUUUGCUUUGGGGCACCACGAGGAAGAAAUUGCUGCGAGGGAGCUGUCGGGCAACGAUCCCAAAACAACAGUUGUGUUGAAGAGCAUGCCCUCGUAUGGAUUCCUUUACUAUAAACAACUGCAGUCACUGUUCAGACAGUGUGGCCAAGUAAAAUCCAUUUCCUAUGAUGGAACCAAAGCUUUUAUAGAGUUUUCCCGGAAUCCAACAGAACGCUUUAAAAUGCUUCCUGCUGUCUACAUGGCCCUUAAGAUGUCACAACUGCGGACUCGAUUUGAACUUAAUGUUCAUUUGCCAGAAGACAUUGAAGAAAAAAUGGACAUGGGAUCAAGUGUAAUAAUGAGGGGCGCACGUGUGAAGGUGGACUUUCAGAAACAUACAGUGGCUCCCAUGCAGAAGUUCAGCAGCGGCUUAGACAAUUCGCAGACAAUUACAGGCCUUGAUUUGUCAAUCAACAUCACAGAGGUGGUGGAAGUUGGACACUUUUGGGGUUACAGAAUCGAUGAAAAAAAUAUAGCUGUCUUAAAAAAUCUUACUUCAGAGAUCAGCCAGUUAGAACUGAAGCCUCUGUCGAUCCGUCCCUAUCCUGACUUGGUUUGUAUGGCGCCGUUCACAGACUGGGAAGAUGAAAAAUACUACAGAGCCCAAAUCCUGUAUGUGUCUGGGGAGAGUGUUGAGGUUUUCUAUGUAGACUAUGGCAAUAGAUCCAAAGUGGCCUUGGACCAUCUGCGGGAGAUUCCAGAUCACCUUCGAACUCUUCCUUUCCAGGCUUUGGAAUUUAAGCUGCGCCGAAUACGGCCCUCUGCACAUUCUCUAGUGUGUGGAGAGCAGUGGAGCUAUGCGGCGAGUCAAAGGUUUGCCUCUUUGGUCAACCACUGCGCCCUGAUGGUGAAGGUGUUUUCGAUUGUGCACAGUGUCCUGCACGUGGAUGUUUACCGGCACUCUGGCUUCAUGGAUAUUGUGAAUAUCCGAGACGUACUUAUCCAAGAAUGCUAUGCAGAGUUGUCAGAGGACUCCUAUGAAUCAAAACUAAGUAGCGAAACUCUCCAGGAGCUGUUUGCAAAGCCAGAUGAGAACAAGGGGGAGAGGGUUGCACCUGCUGAGACUAACUCGAGAGAGGAAGAAGAGGAGCGCCUGAUCAAAGCGUUGUUGGAUAGGUGUGCCAUCGAUAGGCUCGGUGCACCCAACUGCAAGGCAGUGUUGAUUGGUCCCUUCAACCCAUACAAUCUGAAAUUCAGCAGUAUGACCAGGAUCUCCAGGUUCAGAACUGUCUUGGUAGAGAAGGAUAGUAUCAACUCUGUGGUUGUUGAUGACGUCCCAGAGGAUUCGUUUCAGCAAAUGUUGGUUGCUGCGUCCAUAUCGGUGAACUCAACAGGCUCUACCAUGGUGCUAAGAGACACUUCUCUCAUGCCUCAUAUUCCUGGACUGCCGGCUCUGCUGAGCAUGCUGUUUGCCCCUGUGAUAGACCUGCGGGUGGAUGAGAGCAGAAGGAGAUACACUGGUGUCCUUUGUGGUCUGGGGUGGAACCAUGCUCUGGGAACCCCAAUCUUCCAGGACCAUGACAUGGAGCUUGCGUUUGAUGUGCAGAUUAAUGCUGACGACAUAACACAGAUAAACAUCCUAAGAAAAGCCAUUAACAAACUAGUCAGCGAUGGCCCUAAAGGCUUGAUACAUUUGGGUAAGGAGAGAAUUACUCAUUUACAGAACGUGGCUCGCCAGAACCUUUUAAGCCUGAUUUGCAAACCAAAGCCUCGGGAAAUAAUUUCUCCUAAGUGGUAUGCCAACCCAUAUGAGUGGGGCCAGCUGAAGACGAAGUUUGUCAUCGACCAGUCUGACAUGCAGGACGCAGAUGAGAAGAACGCAUCCCUUUACCAGUUGCAUAAGUUGGUUCUGUUAAACAUCUGA